AUGCCGUAUCCAGCUGUUACGAUAGUUCCUGAAUUUUGGUAUGCUCGUUGCGAUAGUGGGCAUAUUCUUUUUGUGUUGCUUUUUGAAUUCUUAUCUGAUCCCAAUUCUAUCGAUGAUCCGCAUGUCGAUUUGAUUGCCACUGUUGAUGGUCCACUCAAUCACAAGCCAGACGAGAAAUUUGCAGGAAAUGCACAGUUUCACUGGCAAAGUGAUGUUCUUGAUCCUCACACGUUUGUCGAUCUCUCUGUUUCAAACUCAGAACCAACUCUACUGAUGAGAUCCUGUGCAUACUAUCCCAAGUCUGGGUUUGGAGCAUUUGGCAUCUUCCCUAUUCUUUCAAAACAAAGAAAAUUUUCUGAAGAAUAUGGCUACAUGGGUUUGAGAUAUGGCUCUUCUAAUUUGUCAGUUGGAGCUACAUUCGUCCCAUUUCCUGCAUCGGCUGAUGAACUCCCGAAAAAUGCAUGGUUAGUAAGCAAGAUGGGAAGGUUAACUGCUGGAGUGCAAUACGAACCAAUAUUUGAAAGCAAAGAUGGAGCUAGAUACAAAAACUUAGCAAAUUGGAGCUGUGCAAUUGGUUAUGGGCUUGGAUCAGAGAGCCCAUUGAGCCCAUCAUUUAACUUUGGGCUUGAACUUGCUAAAAACUCCCAGUUCAUUGCUUCUUUCUACCAGCAUGAGGUUAAAAAUCCAUUGGAGCCAAAAGAAGUAGUUGGAAUCACAAACUACAUUGACUUUGGUUUUGAGUUGCAGACAAGGGUCGAUGAUGCCCAACAAGCGAACAAUAUUCACGAUUCUAGUUUCCAAAUUGGUGCAUCGUGGCAAGCUAAUAAGAACUUUUUAAUAAAGGGUAAGUUGGGACCUUUAAGCUCCUCAAUAGCCUUGGCUUUUAAGUCAUGGUGGAAACCUUCUUUCACAUUAAGCAUCUCAGCUAUCAGAGACCGUGCAAAAAGGGAGACAUCAUAUGGUCUCGGUAUCCAAGUCGAAAAUAUUCGGGAAGGAAUUUAUCAGAGGGCUGAUCCCAAUUACGUGAUGCUGACGCCAAGCAAGGAGCAUCUUGCUGAAGGCAUUCAGUGGAUAAUUGGGGAGAGACCAUUGUUUGAAUCAGAUGUUACUUCUGGCAAUUUCAGUGGGGUGCCCAAGGAAUUGAGACCCUUAAACAAAAUGUUGUGAGUCUCUCUCCCUCUUUGAAAUACACUAGAAUUUUUU
Salvia splendens (bonfire salvia) is the source of this 1203-nucleotide messenger RNA. RefSeq lists its product as uncharacterized. NCBI's taxonomy places the organism in Eukaryota, Viridiplantae, Streptophyta, Magnoliopsida, Lamiales, Lamiaceae. The transcript is spliced from 14 exons. The coding region runs from base 1 to 1167 and encodes 388 amino acids. The record is from RefSeq and is a predicted model, not a curated record.